AUGAAGAUGAAAUGUCGGAUCCCACGGACACUUGAUUGGGAGUUGCUAGACUCGCUAAAAAUCUCGGAAGACGUGAGGAAAUACUUGAAGGCCCUCAAUCUUGAGAAGUACGAAGCCAUGGACAAUGUGGCAUGCACGGAACUAGCGGUUGAAUUCUUUACCACAUUUGUACCACGCGACAACGGCAAGUUUUUCACUUGCCGGAUGAAAGGUAAUGAAUACAAGGUUGAUAACAAGGUGAUGCAUGAGGUAUUUGGUUUUCGCAUGUCGGGGUCUCGCAAAGUACCCGGUGAUUUUGAGGUGGACAAGCCUUGGGCCGCUCUCUCUCCAUGCGAUAAAUUCAAAGUCAAGGGCCCAUCGAAUGGGCUAAUCAAAGAUGUGGCCAUUGCGGUUGUACAUAAAUUUCUAUGCUACAAUGUUUUUGGCAAGAAAGAUUCCAACAAGGUUAGCGAGAAAGAAGUUUAUUUAUUGUGGGCAAUGUGUACAAAGAAGCCCAUAUGCAUGACUGCAUUUGUUAUGGAGACACUCCGGGGCACGAAAGUCUUUGCCACGCGCCCUCCGAGAUUGGCCAAUAUCGUCACCGGGCUCGCUAAGCACUUCAAUGUUCAAAUUGAUGAAGUGCCGCUUCAACCGAAGAAGAUUGUGUUGUGGGAUUUGGUGAAAGCGUAUCUCGUUAAGGACAGCACCACGAUCAUUGAUUUCAUACAUCGUGACUGCUACAAGGCAUAUUUGUCAGAGCUGAAGAAAUCGUCCGGAGAACGUGGUUCCUCGCAGCCACAGUCUCAUUCCGAGGACGAGGCGGAGGACGAAGAAACACAUACAAACCCGGCGGACUAUUUCCUCCCUCCAGCAGUUGACGCGGGCGCUGCGGACGCGCGAUCUCAACAAGCCCCCGUUUGGUUCGAUAAAUUCAUUGAGCAUAAUGAUAGGCGUUGGGAGGAGCACAACAAGAGGCUCGAUACCUUUAUUGAGCAUAAUGAUAGGCGUUGGGAGGAGCACACCAAGAGGCUCGAUGAACGUUGGACCCAAUGGGAGUCUCGACAAUUUGAUCAGUGGAAACAAUGGGGCGACCAGUUCCAGCAAUGGGAUGUUCGCUUGAGUUCAGGCAGCAGCCUACUCUACCCUCCACCUCCAUCUCCACCUCCACCUCCACCUCCACCUCCAUCAUCGGAUGCACAUGAUGCACAGUGA
Striga asiatica is the source of this 1191-nucleotide messenger RNA. Lineage: Eukaryota; Viridiplantae; Streptophyta; Magnoliopsida; Lamiales; Orobanchaceae. The record is from the annotation of a GenBank genome assembly.